Messenger RNA from Thecamonas trahens ATCC 50062, 2895 nucleotides. RefSeq names its product P-type ATPase. Gene Ontology annotation, molecular function: ATP hydrolysis activity; ATP binding; P-type calcium transporter activity. The record is from RefSeq and is a predicted model, not a curated record. The transcript has 3 exons. Lineage: Eukaryota; Apusomonadida; Apusomonadidae. Bases 1 to 2895 code for a protein of 964 amino acids. Gene Ontology annotation, cellular component: intracellular membrane-bounded organelle; membrane.
AUGGAGGCACCCGCGCCAGAGCUUGGCCUGGUGAAAAAGGUCAAGGUGGCCGGGCUCUCGGCAGCCGAGGUCGACAGGGCUCGGACUACGUAUGGGUCGAAUGACCUGCCGGCGGCAGAGGUCGACUCGUUCUGGGACAAGCUCCAGGAGAACUUUGACGACCCACUGAUCCGCAUCCUUGUGCUCGCGCUGGCGGUGACGAUGGUGCUGGCCGGGCUCGGGUAUGCCGACUACCGUGAGGGCAUCGGAAUUGCCGUUGCAGUCUUCCUGGCCACGUUUGUGGCCACGUACUCGGAGUUUAAGAACGAGGCCUCGUUCCAGGAGCUGCAGGAGAAGGCUUCGCGCAUCAAGUGCAUGGUCUUCCGCUCGGGCGAGCUCGUCGAGGUCGAGAUCGCUGACGUCGUUGUCGGCGAUUCGGUCCUGCUGCAGGCCGGCAACCGUGUGCCGGCCGACGGUUUUAUUGUUGAUGGCGCCGUCGAAGUCGUCCAGGCCUCGCUCACCGGCGAGUCGGACCCCAUCACUAAGAAGACCGUGCCCGAGGGCUACACACCCGACGGAACGCCAACCGACGAGCUGAUGGCCGGCAACCACCACGCGUUCCGCGGCUCGCUCGUCGACUCGGGCGAGGCCAUCAUGCUUGUCUCGCACGUCGGCGUCGAGACCGUGUUUGGCAAGCUCUCUGUCGAGAUCUCGUCCAUCGAGGAGCGCGAGGCGCCGCUGACCAUCAAGCUCGCUGCGCUCGCCGACGGCGUGGCCAAUGUCGGCUACAUCGGUGCGACCUUUAUUGCCGUCUCGUUCCUCUUUAAGCAGUUUGUCAUGGACAACGGGUACUCGCUCUCGGCUACCAUUGCGUACGCCUCCAACUGGCAGAUUGCGCUCCACGAUGUCGUGACCUCGAUCAUUCUCGCCAUCAUUGUGGUUGUCGUCGCGGUUCCCGAAGGCUUGCCCAUGAUGAUUGCCAUUGUGCUCUCGCUCAACAUGCGCAAGCUCCUUGCCGACCAGGUCCUUGUCCGCCGUCUUCUCGGCAUCGAGACUGCUGGCUGCAUGAACAUGCUCUUCUCCGACAAGACGGGCACCAUCACCUACGGCGUCUUCCAGCCCAAGCUCCUCAUCUCGGGCUCGGCGAGCUUCGAGACGUUUGCGCAGGUGCCAGAGGGCCUCUCCGAGGUGCUUGCCCUCGCGCUGCGCGAGUCGUCGUCGGCCAUCGUCUCGUCCAACGGCGAAGACAUUGUGGGCGGUAACUCGUCGGACCGUGCUCUCCUCCGGUUCCUCUCGCGCAACGCGCUCCUCGACUACUCGGGCUUCCGCGUGGAGCGCGAGGACGCAAUUCUCUUCUCCUCGGUCCACAAGUUCUCGGCUGCCCAGAUCGCGUUCUCCGAGGACGAUGCCGACGGGCUUCUCACUUCGUCGCUUGGCCCGCUCUCGUCGUCGGGCGCGUUCUUUGAUCCGGCGCCGGCCUCGGCUGCCGCCGGCGCCUUUGCCGCCAUCUCGCUCUACAAGGGUGCGGCUGAGCUUGUGCUCUCCAAGUGCUCGUCGUACCACGACGAGAACACCGGCGCGGUUGUCCCGCUCAAGCGCCGCGCCAUCUCGUCGGUCCUCUCCUCGGUCGACGAGCUUUCGGCCCGUGGCUACCGCUUCAUUGCCGUCGCCACCUCGUCGAGCCCGCUCGCCGCCGCCCGCGUCGAGAAGCCGUCGGGCGGCAGCUCGCUCGAGCUCCCCGGCGACCUCACCCUCGUCGGCGUCAUUGGCAUGACCGAUGAGAUCCGCCCCGAGUCGCCCGAGGCCAUGCGCGUCGCCGAAGAGGGCGGCAUCCAUGUCAUUAUGGUCACCGGCGACCGCGCCGAGACCGCCGCGGCCAUUGCCCAGCAGGUUGGCCUCCUCCCGCCGGGCGAGGGCCUCGAAUCGGUCCUCACCUCGUCGGACAUGGCCCGCAUGAGUGACGACGAGCUCGCCGCCCGCCUGCCCACCCUCCGUGUUGUUGCACGUGCCCUCCCCACCGACAAGUCGCGCCUGGUGGCCCUCGGCCAGCGUGGCUCGGGCGUUGUCGGCAUGACCGGUGACGGCGCCAACGACACUUCGGCACUCAAGGCCGCCGACGUCUCGUUUGCCAUCGGUGAUGGCGCCGAAAUCGCCAAGGAGGCCUCCGACAUUGUCAUCCUCGACUCCAACUUUGCGUCGAUCAUCCGUGCCGCUCUCUACGGCCGCACCAUCUUCAAGUCUAUCCGCAAGUUUGCCAACUACCAGUCGAUCAUCAACCUCCUCUGGAUCAACCUCAUCAUGGACACCCUCGCCGCCCUGGCCUUUGGCGGCGAGCCUGCGCUCCCGCGCUACAUGCGCGAGGCGCCCAUUUCCCGCGACACCGCCAUCAUCUCGCCCUACAUGUGGUCAUCCAUCCUCUGGAACGGCAUCGGCAUCGCCCUCUACUCCAUCUUCUUCCUCACCUCGGACAUGGUCCACGACCUCUUCGACCGCGCCUACGUCUCGCCCUACGCCCCCGAGGCCGGCUUCCACGACGACGGCUCCGCCUUUAACGACGACGUCGCCCAGGUGGAGACCUCCGAAGAGCUCGCGCAUCAGGGUGGCACCGUCUUCCUCACCGCCUUCUUCUGCUUCUUUGUCUUCCUCUGCGGCUGGAACGCCCUCGGCGUCCGCACCAAACGCCUCAACAUCUUUGAGGGCGUGACCAAGAACAUCGGCUUUGUCAUCGUCGUUCCGCUCAUCUUUAUCGUCCAGGUCGUCUUCACCCUGUUUGGCGGCUCCUUCCUCCGCACCGUCCCGCUCGACUCGCACGAGUGGUGGCUCCUCAUCGCCGCUACCUUCCUCGUCGUCCCCUGGGACAUCCUCCGCAAGAUCCUCCUCCGCCUCGUUCCCGGCGGUAAGCUGAAGGACGAUUAA